CGCCGACUCCUCGACUGCCCACCUCGAUUCUCGUCUGCACCCACGACAGCCCGCCCCGCAAUGUCUCGACGGCCCAACCCUGCCGCUGAUCGGGCAGAGCAGAACCGCGCCACGCUGAAGAACCUGGUCAAGCUCGAAGGCAACAAGACAUGCUCAGACUGCAAGCGGAACAAGCACCCUCGAUGGGCCAGCUGGAAUCUCGGCGUCUUCAUAUGCAUUCGGUGUUCGGGCAUACACCGUGGCAUGGGAACACAUAUCAGCAGAGUCAAGUCGGUCGACCUCGACACCUGGACCGACGAGCAACUGCAGAGCGUCUUGAAAUGGGGCAAUGCGCGCGCCAACAAGUACUGGGAGUCGAAGCUGGCUCCGGGCCACGUUCCGUCCGAGGCCAAGAUUGAGAACUUUAUCCGAACAAAGUACGAGUCGAAGCGCUGGGUCAUGGACGGGCCCAUGCCCGACCCCUCGACGCUGGACUCUGAUGACGAUGACGUGCCACUGAAAAAGGUGCAAGAAAAGGUCCAGAUAGAACGCUCAGCCUCACAACGCCUGGCGCAGAACUCAGGCCGUGCCGCGCCUCCCGAACGACAGGCACAGCCGCAGCCCGCAAUCGACUUGUUUGGCGACGACCCAGUCCCUCAGCGACCGAGCACCGGGCCGCCGGCAAACGCGAGAGGGCCUCCCAAGGCAGAGACGGCUCCCGUGAAACAACACAAGGCAGGCGAUUCAUUGCUAGGUCUGGACUUUCUCGGUGGAGGACCCUCUGCUGCCCCUGCUCGCCCGUCCAGCACAGGUCCUGCUGCUGCGGCGCCUUCAAGACCAGACCUCAAGCAAUCCAUCUUGUCGCUGUAUGCCGCAAAGCCCGCAGCCCCGCCUCAGCCUCAGCAGCAUGCUCGUCAAGAUUCGUUUGGUGGAAUGGUAUCACCCCAAGGGCAAACCUCGCCACAACAGUCGACUUUUGGUGGUUUGAACGACGCAUUCAGCAGCCUGUCUUUCAACGCGGCUCCAGCCCCCAAGCCCUCGCCCUUUGCUGGCCUUGAAAGCCUUUCGGGCAAAAAAUCACCCCCCGCGACGUCUUCGUCAAACAUGUUUGGCGGCGGAGGCAACUUUUUCGAUUCAAAGCCUGCCGCACAGAGCCAAUCGCAAAGUCGUACCAUGAGUCCUGCAGGAGGAGCCAGUAACUUCAGCGCCUUCUCAUCGCCCGCACCAGCUAAGCCUGCAGCUCCAGCAACCUCUGGCAUGAACGAUCUCCUGGACCUAUCGAUGCCUUCGGAACCUGCCCCCACAUCAAGAAUUCAAUCUCCGCCAUUGGCAUCCACCAACUCGGCCUUUAACCUUUCUUCGCCCGCACCUGCUCCUGCCUCCAAGUCUACACCCGCCCCGGCAGCGGUAAACUACUCGGGAUUCUCCAACAUGGAUGCCUGGGGUGGCAACGACGUCUGGGCUUCGUCUGCACCCAGUCAACCUGCAGCCACAACAACCACAGCAACCGCUCCCGCACCGACGUCCAGCUGGGGUGCACCUCACGUGACACAAGACGAUGAUUUUGGGGGCUGGAGCAGUGCUGCACCUGCAGCCACGACUACUACCAACACGAGCACUGCCCAUGGUAAACCGCCGGGGGGAUUCGGUGGGGCUAGCGAUGAUUUAUUUUCCAAUGUUUGGGAGUAGUAUAAUGGAUGAGAUGGAGUUGAAUGUUAGUGUUAUGGCUACGAUUUGAAGAUGAAGUCAAGCUCGGGGGCGUGGUAUCCACAAUCAGCUAUAGACCGCUUUUGAAACUUGUAUAUCAAUAUAAAACACAAAAAUCGAAAC
Messenger RNA from Exserohilum turcica Et28A, 1809 nucleotides. RefSeq lists its product as uncharacterized. Gene Ontology annotation, biological process: intra-Golgi vesicle-mediated transport; endocytosis; endoplasmic reticulum to Golgi vesicle-mediated transport. NCBI's taxonomy places the organism in Eukaryota, Fungi, Ascomycota, Dothideomycetes, Pleosporales, Pleosporaceae. The record is from RefSeq and is a predicted model, not a curated record. The coding region runs from base 61 to 1668 and encodes 535 amino acids. The transcript has 3 exons. Gene Ontology annotation, molecular function: metal ion binding; GTPase activator activity. Gene Ontology annotation, cellular component: Golgi apparatus.